Plasmodium gallinaceum is the source of this 813-nucleotide messenger RNA. RefSeq names its product conserved Plasmodium protein, unknown function. The record is from RefSeq and is a predicted model, not a curated record. Bases 1 to 813 code for a protein of 270 amino acids. The transcript has 9 exons. NCBI's taxonomy places the organism in Eukaryota, Apicomplexa, Aconoidasida, Haemosporida, Plasmodiidae.
AUGGAAAAAAAUCAUAACAUCCUUAAAUAUGGUAAUAGUUUUAAUGUGAGUAAGGAACUAAAGUCUUAUAUGUUAAAAGUGAUGAGUGAAUAUAAAAAUUAUUUUGAAAAGAUAUUAAUUAAAAAUAGAAAUUUAGAAGAUAAUAUAAAUUUUGUUAAAGAUAUAAUAAUAGAUGAAGAAAAUAGUUAUAAUGAAGACAUCUUUUUAAAAAUACAAAAAAAAUUUCAUCUUUACGAUAUUUUCAAUUUGUCAUUUUUAUUUCCAACCAAUAUUUUAAAUAAAAAUGGAAAAACAUUGGUUCAAUUAAUAUCAGAAGAUACCAAUCAAAAUGAUUUAGAAGUGAUAUAUGCUAUUCUAAAGAAUAUAGAACAAAAUGAAUUAGAUAAAUUAAAUUUUUUCUAUAUAGAAAAUAUAAUAUUUGAAUUAUUAGAUGAAAUAAUUAGACAAAUAACUGUUGAAUGUCCUAAACGCGGUUUUGCCUUAAUUUUAAUCAACAAUGAGUUACAAAAAAAUAUAAAUUAUUAUAAAAAUUUAAUAAAAAUUAUUGAGCAUAAUAAUGAUGUGAAUAAUGGAAAAUUUAAAGAAAUGCAAAGUUAUUAUAGUUCAUUACUGGAGCAUUUAUCUGUAGAAGAAAAAACACUAAAAGAAAAAUUAAUAGAUUUACAGAAUGAAUUUGAAAUUUUAAAAAAUGAAAAUAAAAAGAAAUUACAGGAAAAUAAAAAUAAAAAAGAAAUACAGUAUGAUUUAUUAAAGCAUAACGAAUCAUUGUUAGAAAAAAUUAAAGAAAUAUAUGAUAAAAAUGGAGAAAUUUAA